GCCGCAGUGUUUUCUGGGAUGGGAACCACGCCGCUUCCUUGCCUCAGUUUCAGGAGUGAAGCGCGGAUCUUUCAACAAGAGCUUUAUUAAUUCCCACGCUUGGACCUUAGAAGGAGAUGGAGGUGGCUGCUAAUUGCUCCCUGAGGGUGAAGAGACCUCUGUUGGACCCCCGCUUCGAGGGUUACAAGCUCUCUCUGGAGCCUCUGCCCUGUUACCAGCUGGAGCUUGACGCAGCUGUGGCAGAAGUAAAACUUCGUGAUGAUCAAUAUACACUGGAACACAUGCAUGCUUUUGGGAUGUAUAAUUACCUACACUGUGAUUCAUGGUAUCAAGACAGUGUCUACUAUAUUGAUAACCUUGGAAGAAUUAUGAAUUUAACAGUGAUGCUGGAUACUGCCUUAGGAAAACCACGAGAGGUAUUUCGACUACCUACAGAUUUGACAGCAUGUGACAAUCGCCUUUGUGCCUCUAUCCAUUUCACAUCAUCCACCUGGGUUACCUUGUCAGAUGGAACUGGAAGAUUGUAUGUUAUUGGAACAGGUGAACGUGGAAAUAGUGCUUCUGAAAAAUGGGAGAUGAUGUUUAAUGAAGAACUUGGGGAUCCUUUUAUCAUAAUUCACAGUAUUUCUUUGUUAAAAGCUGAAGAACAUUCGAUAGCUAUCCUAAUUCUUCGAAUAGAGAAAGAGGAACAGGAUAUGAAAGGAAGUGGUUUCUAUGUUUCUCUGGAGUGGGUCACUAUCAGUAAGAAGAAUAAAGAUAAUAAAAAGUAUGAAAUUACUAAGCAUGAUAUUCUCCGUGGAAAAUCAGUGCCACAUUAUGCUGCUAUUGAGCCCAAUGGAAAUGGUCUAAUGAUUGUCUCCUACAAGUCCUUCAAAUUUGUUCAGGUUGAUCAAGAUCUUGAAGAAAAUAUGGAUGAAGACAUGUCAGAGAAAAUCAGAGUAGAACCUCUUUAUUACUGGCAACAAACUGAAGAUGAUUUGACAGUGACAGUACGACUUCCAGAAAACAGUGUUAAGGAUGAUGUUCAAGUGCAGUUUUUGCCUGAUCACAUCAACAUUAUGCUGAGGAAUUGCCAGCUUUUGGAAGGAAAGCUGUAUUCAUCUGUUGAUCAUGAAAGCAGUACAUGGAUAAUUAAAGAGAAUAAUAGCUUGGAGAUUUUCUUGAUUAAGAAGAAUGAAGGAUUGACAUGGCCUGAACUAGUGGUUGGUGAUAAACAAGGGGAACUUAUAAGAGACUCAGCCCAGUGUGCUGCAAUAGCUGAACGUUUGAUGCAUUUGACUUCUGAAGAACUGAAUCCAAAUCCAGAUAAAGAAAAACCUCCUUGUAAUGCUCAAGAGUUAGAAGAAUGCGAUAUUUUUUUUGAAGAGAGUUCCAGUUUGUGCAGAUUUGAUGGCAGUACAUUAAAAACUACUCAUGUGGUAAAUCUUGGAAGCAACCAGUACCUUUUCUCUGUUAUAGUAGAUCCUAAGGAAAUGCCCUGCUUCUGUUUGCGUCAUGAUGUUGAUGCCCUACUCUGGCAACCACACUCCAGCAAACAAGAUGACAUGUGGGAGCACAUUGCAACUUUCAAUGCUCUAGGUUAUGUCCAAGCAUCAAAAAGAGACAAAAAAUUUUUUGCCUGUGCUCCAAAUUAUUCCUAUGCAGCCCUCUGUGAGUGCCUUCGUCGAGUGUUCAUCUAUCGUCAGCCUACUCCCAUGUCCACUGUGCUUUACAACAGAAAGGAAGGCAGGCAUGUGGGGCAGGUUGCUAAGCAGCAAGUAGCUAGCCUAGAAACCAAUGAUCCUAUUUUAGGCUUUCAGGCAACAAAUGAGAGAUUAUUUGUUCUUACUACCAAAAACCUCUUUUUAAUAAAAGUAAAUACAGAGAAUUAAUUUCUCCAACAUGUUGACUUCUCUGUACUGGAAAAGUAUUCAACAGUGGCUAAAGGACUCAGCAGGUAUACCAUAACCUGUUAAGUUUUAACAUGUUAAAAAUAUCUCAUAUGGGUUUUUUAUAUUUUAAAGGAUAUUAGAAAUGUAUUUAAGAUUAUGAUACUGUAAAAGCUAUGAAAUGAAGCUGCAGAUUUAGAAAACAUUGGCUUCUGUAAAAAAUAUACAAUAUUGGAAGUAUAAUUUAAAAAAAACAAGCUAGAAUCUCAUCUUUUAUAAAUGAAACAUGUACAGUUAAGUGUUUAAAAUAAAAAUAUAUAUCAUGUAGUUUUCAUUGAUUAGGGUGGUACAGUCUAUAGAAUGUAUAGGUUAACAGUUGAAAUGUUGAGUAUCAUAAAUACUUAUUUAAAGGGACUAAAUAUCUUAGUCUACACAAAGCAGAAUUUAUGAAAGUAUAGCAGGUCUACUAGUCUUAAAGUUUGCUCAGAGAUCUUGGUUGUCUUUCAGAUUAAGCAUAACUAUUUAAUUUUUAAUUAUUUUGCUCUGCCACACAGAUAAGGUUUCCACGUUAUCCAUUGUUGCAUAAGAAACCACCCUAAAACCCAGUGAUUUAAAGUAAGAUUUGUGACUUUUCACUGUUCUGUGUCAACUGGCUGUUCUCUGCCUCCCAACUUUCAGUAUGCUGCAGUGGGCUUCAUCCCAUCACAGAGCAGAUAUUUGGAGAGGGCAAGCUCCAGUAGGAAGAGAUUACCAAGCCUAUUCUCCCAUCAUAUUUGCAAGCCUCAUGGCCAAGUCUAGAAUCGGUGUCAGAGAGGAUUACACAAGGAUUUAGAUAGCAGGAAGUAUGAUUCUUUGGAGCCGUUAAUGUAGUAGUCUGCCAUACAAUAAGGAUGAUAAAUUCUCAUUAUUAUUAGAAAAAAUAAUAAGAAUAUAUUGUCAUUAUUUUUCUAAGAGCUUAAACAAAAUAAUCCUGUUUAUACAUUAAUUUUUUUUCACCAGGAGUUUUAGUUUUUCAUACUUACUUUAUUUCCCCAGGUUUCUUUCUUUUUUUUUUUUCUUUUUUUUGG
Messenger RNA from Sciurus carolinensis (gray squirrel), 2935 nucleotides. RefSeq names its product NudC domain containing 1 (gene Nudcd1). NCBI's taxonomy places the organism in Eukaryota, Metazoa, Chordata, Mammalia, Rodentia, Sciuridae. Bases 117 to 1871 code for a protein of 584 amino acids. The transcript is spliced from 10 exons. The record is from RefSeq and is a predicted model, not a curated record.